UUAAAAAUGUCUGCCCCGCCACCUUACAAUCCUCAAUACAAUUGUUAUCCACCACAGCCUCAACCUAAUUACGGUCAGCCACAACCGGGAUAUGCCUAUGGAGGUCAAUAUCCAGGGUAUCCACAACAGCAGCCACAAGUUGUCGUGGUGGAAAGGAACCGGCCAUCUCGUGACAACAAUUGUUGUCUUUGGGCAUUGUUGGCUCUUUGCUGUGGUUGUUGCAUAGCUGACUGUUGCGAUUAA
Messenger RNA from Meloidogyne enterolobii, 243 nucleotides. NCBI's taxonomy places the organism in Eukaryota, Metazoa, Nematoda, Chromadorea, Rhabditida, Meloidogynidae. The record is from the annotation of a GenBank genome assembly.